Protomyces lactucae-debilis is the source of this 1332-nucleotide messenger RNA. RefSeq names its product mannose-6-phosphate isomerase. Gene Ontology annotation, molecular function: zinc ion binding; mannose-6-phosphate isomerase activity. Gene Ontology annotation, cellular component: cytosol. Gene Ontology annotation, biological process: carbohydrate metabolic process; GDP-mannose biosynthetic process. The transcript has 2 exons. Bases 1 to 1332 code for a protein of 443 amino acids. The record is from RefSeq and is a predicted model, not a curated record. NCBI's taxonomy places the organism in Eukaryota, Fungi, Ascomycota, Taphrinomycetes, Taphrinales, Protomycetaceae.
AUGGUCUUGCCAGCGCCCUUGUUCCAACUACAAUGCGAGACAAACCAGUACGAAUGGGGAAAACUCGGCAAGGAUUCCAAGGCUGCUCAAUUCGCGGUAGCCACCAAGGAGUCCAAUUUGACGAUUGACGACAAGAAGCCAUACGCCGAGCUCUGGAUGGGUACGCACAGCUCCGGGCCAUCGAAAGUUCUGCCAGAAGGCGUUCUACUGAGUGAAGUUCUUGAAGGAAAUGAAAUGCUCUGCGGCAAGGAAGUGGCGGAUACGUAUGAGGGCAAGCUGCCAUUCUUAUUCAAGGUUCUUUCCAUUGAGAAGGCGCUCUCGAUCCAAGCCCAUCCAACCAAGGAGCUUGCCAAGAAACUGCAUGCUGAAGAUCCAAAGAACUACAAGGACGACAACCAUAAACCAGAGAUGGCUAUAGCCAUUACCCCAUUCGAGGGUUUCUGUGGUUUCAGACCAGUCGAGCAGAUUGUGACCUUUCUUCGGCAAGUGCCUGCUUUCACUCAACUUAUUGGCCAAGAGUCAGCGGAUGCCUUUGAGAGGGAAGUGCAAGGCAAGGAGACCAGCAAAGACAAAGCUGAUGUGGAAAGCAAUAGGAAAGCGCUCAAGGAGCUAUUCACCAAGCUUAUGAACACCUCCGAGCAGGAUCUGAAAUCAGCGUGCGAUGCCUUGACAAUUGCAUCGCUGAUUGUUAGACUCAACGACCAGUUUCCGAGGGACAUUGGCCUCUUCUGCACCUUCUUCCUCAACUACGUCACACUACAACCUGGCGAGUCCAUAUUCUUGCGGGCCCUCGAUGCACAUGCCUAUAUCUCAGGCGACAUUAUGGAAUGCAUGGCAGCAAGUGAUAAUGUCAUUCGAGCUGGCUUCACUCCAAAAUUCAAGGAUGUCAAGAAUCUCACUGAGAUGCUGACCUAUGCUUAUGCAGCGCCUCAGGAUCAGCUCAUGAAGCCUGUCAAGUGGGAGGGUGCUGCAUCGACGUCAGAAGAUAAUGGCUGCAAGUCUCUAUUGUAUGACCCGCCCAUUGAGGAGUUCAGUGUUGUGCAAACAGAGGUGCCAGGUGGCAAGCAGGAGGUCCACAAGGGUGUGCAAGGGCCGAGCAUCCUCAUUGCUACCUCUGGCGACGGUAAGCUGACUGUUGGCAAUAAGACAUUGGAGUUUGUCCAGGGUCAAGUCUUCUUUGUCGGCGCGACAGCUGAACUCACCAUUUCGGCAGACAAGGAUGUGGUGAUUUACCGCGCUUUUGUCGAGGUGAAUUGCGCAAAUGGCUCAGAAGAGCGCCCAGAUCGGUCACCUCAGCUGAAGCGGCGAAAGACUGAUGAUGCCAAGAUGUAG